Peronospora farinosa is the source of this 2244-nucleotide messenger RNA. The record is from the annotation of a GenBank genome assembly. Lineage: Eukaryota; Oomycota; Peronosporomycetes; Peronosporales; Peronosporaceae.
AUGGAAGAACGUAUUAGUAGUUCUUACGUUGAAUUGAACAAGACACCAAAGAGUUUACAAACUACUCGUAUGUCAAAUGCUAGUCACUUGUCUCGGAAUCGACAGAGUUUUCUAAGUCAAAGUCAGAGUCAUGCACGUAGUCGAGUGCUCUCUCAUAGUCUGAAACCGUACACGGAUUCAGAUGCAAACGAGUCCAUUUUGCGUGCCAAUGCUCCACCUAAUUACACGGGUGGUUUCAAUGAAAUUAUGAACCAAAUCAGGGCCAAGAACUACUACACGCAGCAAUUCCAACGGAUCCAGCAACAAACCAACAUGAGUCGAUUGCUUUACUUUUCAAACGUAGCUCCUACGUUCUACGAAUCGAAUUAUCUGGCAAUUGUUCAAGACUCGUCCGUUUACCGAGUCCGUGCGUGUUUUUUCAUUGGACUUGUGGGACUUACGACACUUUACAUGAAUGAAUGGCGAUCGGAUAAAUGGUCCAAGUCUGAAACAAAUGGACGUUCAGAUGAGGACGAGACGGCCAUUAUGGUGAUGACAUUUGGAGUCAUGUUGCCAACUUUUUUGUUGGGAUUUCUUGCUACGUUUACGAGCAUUGGACGGAAGUACUUGGAAAAUGUCACUGCAAUAGUUUUCGUAGUUGUUGCUGCUAUGAUGAUUGCUAAGAAACCAGUCGAGAAAGUCAAAGGGCCGGUGAUUCCGUUGCUUAUUUUGCUCAUACCCGUCUUUGGUAUCACUAGAAUGCGUUACGUGAAAUCGUGUUGCAUCGGUUGGGGCUGUUUUUUCAGCUACUUGAUCGUCAUGAUGAGUGUGCGUAAUACGCUUCCAGUGCCCAGUACCUUUGACUCGUACACGGAUAUCUCGUACCAGGCCAUUAAUUAUGGCAUCACAGCUAUCGGUGGCAUGGUGUCACAAUACCGUCAAGAAUUGCUGCGUCGUCGCAACUUUUGUUUGCAGUUGCCAUUCUCGGGUACGAUGAAUGCUGAUGCUGUUGCAGAGAUCAAGACGGACAAGUUUAGCAAGAAGACGCUCAUGCAUCGCUGGUCACUCAAAUUCCGUCACCCGGAAGUCGAGGAGUGUUUUUAUCGCUACUGGUAUCUCAUUGACCCGUUCCCGUACGAGAAUCCAAACUCGGGAUCACUGCACCAGGGUGUAUUCCGUACUAUUCGUUUCGCCGUUUGGACGCUGCUGUUGAACCAACUUGUGCUGUUGUUGCAAGAUAUAAAGUUUCUCAAGGUCACGAAGGACAGUUUGGUGGAUGACAGCGAUUUGACGUACGCUCUGGUGCUUCGAUUCGGUGUGACAGUGCCGCUUUACUUUUCGGCGGCGUUGUUCAUGUACUUCCUUGGAAAAGCUUUUUAUGCUCGAUGGGUGAAGGAGUCGGAAGAUGCCAAGAAUGCUGCGCUUACACGAGACUCGAUGGUUUCGGUUGGCAUUAAAUACUCUGACGCGGAUCUUGAGCGCAAGAGUGACAUGUUGGUUGAGGUCGCUAGAUCAACGCAGGGCACACCGCGCAUGAAGGUCGUUGUGGAAGCAGCACAGGUCAAGUAUGCGACCAAGGAACGUGUUUAUGACAUCCUCAUUAACAAAGGCGGAUACGUUCGAUCGACGCAGAUUUUCUCGUCGGUUGUAAUUGCCUGUCAUGUAUGCUGCAUGGGUAUUCUUCUGCUCGCUGUAUCGACAGGUCCGAAAGUUGACGCGUACUUGAAAACGCAGAAAACGGUUCCCGGUCAACCCAAGCCAGUGUACUACAUGGGCUUUUUGAAUGCGGUGCUCUUUGCUCAUCGCUCGGGCUUUCGUGUGCGCUUUAUCUAUGCGACGUACACGACGUUUGUUGUAGCAUUGGGCAUCAUUAUCGCUGCGAGCAGUAUGUCACCGGCUCAUUAUCAGCAGUACGCAGGUUACGUGUCCGUGAUUUUUCUCAUGGGAAUGAUGAUUUCGCACGAGGAGGAGAGUCUGCGUCGUACAUUUUUCGUGCUCAAGUCAAUUCGUACGCUUGAGUUUGAAGAGUGGUUUAGCGUUGUGCUACGCAUUCAAGGCUGGGUCAAAGAACGCUUUCGCAAGAAAUUGCGUGACGUGCGUUCCAAGGGUAGCAAGGAUAUGGACAAUAGUCGGAACAUGGCAACUGCUGCGCCAGUGAUCAUCAAUACUUCGGCGCAGAUGGCCUUUGCUUCGAGACUUGGAAUGUACUCGCAGAUGUUCAACAUCAUUAUUGCUAUCGCAGACGUCAUCACUAGCAGUCUGUAA